GAAACACAAUUUCCAAAUCCUGUGCCUGAACUUUUUUUAUUUUUACUCGGGAAAAAGCCUCCUUGUGUUCUCGCCGGACCACCCGCUAUCCGCCGCUAUGGCCGGAUUUGGCCGCUCCAUGACUUCCAUCUCCGCUGGAGCGGCAGGGCCGCCUUCGUUGCGGCUCCUGCACUCGGUUUUCAGGCGAUUCUUUGGAACCGCCGCAGCUCAGCCCCUGCGUGACCACGACCACUACUGUUAUCGAAACGAGGGCGAGCCCCGCCAGUACGAGCUGGUUUCGCCGGCGAUGGCCGACCCCGAAGGGUCGGUCCCACUGAGAGGAGUACAGUGGGUGUUCAUUGGCGCAAAGAAGCACGUUUAUGCGGAGAGGCUCUCGAAGCUUCUAGAAGUUCCCCACAUUUCCAUGCGCAGCCUCGUCCACCAAGACCUCUGCCCGAGGUCUGCUCUCUACAAGCAGAUUGCAAAUGCAGUGAACCAGGGAAAGAUUGUUUCAGAAGAUAUAAUAUUUGGGCUUUUGUCAAAGAGGUUGGAAGAUGGGUAUUACAGAGGUGAAAGUGGGUUUAUUCUGGAUGGGAUUCCUCGAACACAGGUCCAAGCUGAGAUCCUUGACCAACUUGCUGAAAUUGAUCUGGUUGUUAAUUUCAAAUGCAUGGAGGAUUGCUCAGCAAAACACCAAGGAAGUAGUAUCUUUUCACAUUGUCGUGAUUCUCAUGGCAUAAGUAACCCUGCUUCUACUAGUUUUGAUAUGCUUUCACAGUGCACUCAAUUGAACUGUUCUGUGGCUAAUACAGAAAUUAGUUUGAAAGGAAAACCUCAGGCCUAUGCAAAGCAGAGAAAGCCUGUAGAAGACUACUACCGGAAACAGAAGAAGCUUCUUGACUUUCAAGUAGGCAGCGCACCUGGAGAAACCUGGGAAGGGCUUUUGGCUGCAUUACACCUCCAGCAUAUUAGUCCCCCACAUUCUUCAAAAAAAUUAACCACAGGAUCCAGUUGGCUCAUCUCUAACAUUGCCAACAAGGUUUCAUGAACUUGAGUAUAUGCUCCAAAAGGUUUUGGAGAUCACACAGUGGAAGAAGGAAGCUCCCAUAGCAAUUGUCCUCUUUAAGAAUUUAAAGAUUUUCAGGAUGAAACUGUAUCUUUUCUAGAGCAGCUCCAGACAACCUCCCCAUGACUCAUGAAUGUAAUGCACUGUCAAAACUUUAAUCGCCAUCUGUUGCUGCUUGGGCUUGAGCUGCAUAUUGCAAAUUCCAAAGGACAUCCUCAAAAGAUGGGCGAGUUGUUGACUCGGGAGAGAUGCAUUUGUUUGUUAUGGAGAUCAUGAUUGAUAAAGAUUCUUGGGUGCAAGUGUUGAGAACAAUUGGGUCGACUAUUCGUCUCCGGCCGUCUUGGCUGUUCAAAGAUUCCUGUAAAAUGCAGAACUCAGUUUCAGGAUUUAACCUUGCCAAUCUGCAAGACACUUGACUAAAAGAUUAUUAGUUCAGGAAGAAUGAAAUUUUCACUAGAAUGACUAAUCCUUCCUAUGUGAUAGAAGAAGUUUCAAAUAAGCUGACUGUUGGCAACC
This is a messenger RNA of Malania oleifera, 1561 nucleotides long. Its product is annotated as probable adenylate kinase 7, mitochondrial. The transcript has 5 exons. The record is from RefSeq and is a predicted model, not a curated record. NCBI's taxonomy places the organism in Eukaryota, Viridiplantae, Streptophyta, Magnoliopsida, Santalales, Ximeniaceae. Gene Ontology annotation, biological process: nucleobase-containing compound metabolic process. Bases 98 to 1027 code for a protein of 309 amino acids. Gene Ontology annotation, molecular function: AMP kinase activity; ATP binding. Gene Ontology annotation, cellular component: mitochondrion; cytoplasm.